This is a messenger RNA of Doryrhamphus excisus (bluestripe pipefish), 3423 nucleotides long. The record is from RefSeq and is a predicted model, not a curated record. NCBI's taxonomy places the organism in Eukaryota, Metazoa, Chordata, Actinopteri, Syngnathiformes, Syngnathidae.
AAAGAUGCCCCCACGGGGAUCCACGCGGUGCCCGAGGCUUCAAUCCCUUUCCCCCGGGAAAGCACGACGCUUUUCCACCCACUGGAUUGCUUCGUUUGGGUUCCAAUUGAAAAAGGCUACUAUAGUGCAGAGUUAAUGUUGCCUUCAGGUGCCCCUAGUAAAACCCAACUACCAACCUGUGCCUUUUUGAAUCAGACUGGAAUGUUAAGCAGCGAAGCAAAGCUGGCCGGCCAUCAGCAGCAGCAUUUGGCGAGGCAGCCUCCGCCCUGGACGGACGAGCUGGCUGACAUGUCCCGGCACAUCUACGGCAGACACGGCCCGGGGGAUGGAGGCAACAAGCCCGCCUUCCAGGUCAAUCGUGGGACGUACUCAAGAAGGAGUCGACUGAAGCGAUCGGACGGCAGCACGACGUCCACCAGCUUCAUCCUCAGACAAGGGUCAGCUGACUCCUACACGAGCCGACCCUCAGACUCGGACGUCUCCCUGGAGGAGGACAAGGAGGGCGGGAGGCAGGAGCGCGAGCAGCAGGCCGCCGUCCAGCUGGAGAGAGCAAAGACCAGAGCGGUGGCCUUCGCCGUGAGGACCAACGUGAGCUUCUGUGGGGCUCUAGACGAGGACGUCCCCGUGGGCGGGACCGCCGUCUCCUUUGAUGCCAAGGACUUCCUCCACAUCAAAGAGAAGUACAACAACGACUGGUGGAUCGGGCGUCUGGUCAAAGAAGGAUGCGACGUGGGCUUCAUUCCCAGUCCUCUCAAGCUGGAGAACAUCCGGGUGCAGCAGGAACACAAGAGAGGACGCGGCGUCCACGGGGGCACCAAGUCCAGCGGGAACCUGUCCUCCAGCCUGGGGGACAUGGUCUCGGGGACCUUCAAGCCCAAUCCCGGCAAUGCAGGGAAACAGAAACAAAAAGUGGCGGAGCACAUCCCCCCGUAUGACGUGGUGCCCUCCAUGAGGCCCGUGGUCCUGGUGGGCCCGUCCCUGAAAGGAUACGAGGUGACGGACAUGAUGCAGAAGGCGCUGUUCGACUUCCUGAAGCACCGGUUUGACGGCAGGAUCUCCAUCACCAGGGUAACGGCGGAUAUAUCGUUGGCCAAGAGGUCAGUACUGAACAACCCCAGUAAGCGGGCCAUCAUUGAGAGGUCCAACGCCCGCUCCAGCCUUGCGGAGGUGCAGAGUGAAAUAGAGCGCAUCUUUGAGCUGGCCCGCUCCUUACAGCUGGUGGUUCUGGACGCCGACACCAUCAACCACCCGGCCCAGCUCCUAAAGACCUCCUUAGCGCCCAUCAUUAUCCACGUCAAAGUGUCCUCGCCUAAGGUCCUCCAGCGUCUGAUCAAGUCUCGAGGCAAAUCGCAGAGCAAACACCUGAACGUACAGCUUGUGGCGGCCGAGAAGCUUUCCCAGUGCCCGUCUGAGAUGUUUGACAUCAUCCUGGACGAGAACCAGCUGGAGGACGCCUGUGAGCACCUGGCUGAGUACUUGGAGGCGUACUGGCGGGCCACGCACGCCUCGCUGGGGGCGCCGCUCAACCCCCUGCUGGGACGCAAUCUUGGCUCCACUGCGCUCUCCCCAUAUCCCGCCGCCAUCCAGGCGCAAAGGAACCGGAACAGCAACCACACCACUCUAGAACUUUCCCCCGUGGAGCGUCGCAGCCUCAUGCCGGCAGACGAGAACUUCCACAACGAGCGGACGAGGAAGAAUCGCAACCGCUUGUCAUCAAACUCACAGCACAGCCGGGACCACUCGCCUUUGAUGGAGGAAGACCCCUACCAGGACUCUUACAAGCCUCACCGGAAGCGAGACUCCAGACGCAGACUCUGAUUCUGGUUCUACUACUGCUACACUGACUUGGACUCGAGCAACGGCUCGUGUUCCCUCCAUGACAGUAAAAGAGGCCUGCAAACACUCCAAAAAAACAAAGACUUGGACCUUCCCAUCCAAUGGCAGGAAGGAGACCAGAACCAGGCAGCAUUUUAAGUACUGCAGAAAAGGAAGUUAAAAAACCCAAACAAACAAGAAACUCUCCCAAUGCUCAGAAUUAUGACUUUAUAAUAAGUUUUCUUGAUGUCUUAUAUGCUAUGUUCUAUUUAACGUUAUUAUAUCUACUAUAUUGGCUAAUAGGUGACAGGGGACAUUAUUGCCCCUAGCCGACCGGGAACUUAGCCCAGGGUUGUGUUCGAAACCGCAUACUUACCUACUACUCAUACUAACUUUUUGAGUAUGCGAUUUUUGAGUAUGCGAAAUACCCAAAUUACCCAGAAUGCAAUGCAACGUGACGUCACCGCGACAAGAUCAGUCCAAACGGCGGUGUCAAGCAGGAUAUAUUGCAAGUUGGUUCGCUUUUUGUUUUCAAAGUAAAAGCAGUGAUUUAUCACUAUGUUUUUUUUGUAUGAGAAAAAGUAAGGGGGUGUUUUAUUUUGUGAAAAUACCCGGAAGUACGUUGCUCACUUCCGCUAGCUUAAAUUGUGCAGAAUUCGUCAGAAUGAAAUUGUAAACGGUUGGUAUUUGGACAAAUAAAUGGCACACUCGGGAUCUUUAAAUCUAUUUAAAGAGUUUAGGACUAAAAUGAAAUCAGCUACAGCCUGUUGAUUUUGGCUCGGGUAGGACCGCAAUGCAUUGUGGGUGAUCAUGUUGUAUGCUGUAGUGUAAACACUUUGCAUACUGAUGGAAUGGGUAUGUAGUAUGGACUAUGGAUGGCCAUGGAAGUAUGUAGUACUUACUAUGCGGUUUCGAACACAAUAAGUUAAGUCUUAGACUAAACAAGUGGCCAGUACGGGGAUCGAACCCGCGACCUUGGCGUUAUUAGCACCACGCUCUAACCAACUGAGCUAACCGGCCAGUAUGCUCAGUCAUGGUGCGCUUCAAUGGCAGGAACGAGUCCAAAACCAGAUUGCUUUUGGGAAAAAAUGACAAAUAAAACAAGGAACUGUGACAUUAUAUUAUGUCUUACUUAUAUUUUCUCUUAUUAUGUUUACUGCUUUAAGUAAUAGAAGUGUAAAGGUGACAACAGGGGUGUUGUUUCAUGUGUAGAGGACUCUAAUAAUCUUAAAAACUAAAAAUUUAGAAGGUCGUAAACAGGCUCCAAUGCUCGGACUUCAUGGAAAGUAAUGUGUCAUGAUCUGGCUGGAACCAAUCAACGUUGAUCAAGAAGGGAUUACUGGUAUUGCCUACUGUGAACACAAACCAUGCCUUGCUUUAGGGGUACCGAAAAGCUAUAAAGUCAUGGCCCGUACGGGGAUCGAACCCGCGACCUUGGCGUUAUUAGCACCACGCUCUAACCAACUGAGCUAACCGGCCUACAAACGUGAGUGGUUGCACGCAUGAAAGAAGAAACUGGACUGAACCAGACCUGCAAACACCCAAAGUACUCAAUUCCCCAAAUGUUUUUUUUUCUUUAUGUACGUUGCAUAAAGGAUCACAAAGUGA